Messenger RNA from Psilocybe cubensis, 4095 nucleotides. RefSeq lists its product as uncharacterized. Gene Ontology annotation, molecular function: metalloendopeptidase activity. Gene Ontology annotation, biological process: peptide metabolic process. Gene Ontology annotation, cellular component: mitochondrion. The coding region runs from base 1 to 4095 and encodes 1364 amino acids. The transcript has 13 exons. Lineage: Eukaryota; Fungi; Basidiomycota; Agaricomycetes; Agaricales; Agrocybaceae. The record is from RefSeq and is a predicted model, not a curated record.
AUGUCGGAUUACGACUUUCGCCCUGGAGGCUCCCUCAAACUCAAAGGAGGGGUCGCUGAGGGCGGCAUUGUCAAAAAGAAGAAGAAAAAAUCCAAGACCAAGUCUGAUACCGCACUCAAGGACAAAGAAUCUAGCAGUGUCCAAGACCUUGUGUCUUUAGCGACCGAUGGAAACAAUGCCUCUACUGGUAGUGGUCGUAAUUCUCCUGCUUUGACGAGCAGUUCAUCUCGCAAGACUGAGGCAGAAAGGCGCUUUGAAGAGGUCCAGAAGCGCCGGCUCGAACAGCGUAUAUCAAAGUUGGCGCAUAAAACUCAUAAAGAUCGCGUCAACGAAUUUAAUGCCCACCUUGAAAGCCUUAGCGAGCACCAUGACAUCCCUAAAAUGCCUAAACCUGACAAGCCUACAAAUAAGCCUCACAUAUGUCCCCCUUCUACAGCCACCCACCCUUCAGACCGAUGGGAAUCCCUAUUCAUCUACUCAUUUAUUUGCAAGUUCACCAAUCUACGACAUAAGGUCGAGGGAUUGGAAUCACCAAUGGAUCUAGAGGAAGCUCUGAUGUUGCAAGAGCCAAACAACAUCGUGACCCAACUUUUGGUUCAAUUCGUGGUCAACCUCAAACCUCAGACGCGUAACUUGAGCACCGACCAAAUUUCUACUACAGUGGCGUCUGUGCUUUCGGAAUACUUCAAAAGUUCAGAGAGGACGAUCUUCUGGGACGAAAAACUGAACGCAAAUGUGGAUCCUUUCGAAGGUCUAGAAAGCGGUUUUUUUGCCACGCCUUGGGAUUUUAAGUUGAAAAUUCUACGACAGUUGGUUGAACUGCAAUUAACCCACUGCGCAGACAUCAAAGCAACCAUUGAUAGGGCAUGGGGCGUCGUCCACAACAAGCAUAAGAAGAAUCAGGCGCCCCUCGCGCCAUUGGAUCCAAGCGACCCAAAAAGUCAGGAACGACUACAAUUGCAGCCCAUAGGACAAGAUCAGCAACGCAAACGUUAUUGGAUUGCAGAUGAUUCACCACGUAUCUAUGUAUCAACCAAUCCAUGGAAGAUCACCGCAACAUUCCAAACAAUAUCGUCGACUCGGGAGGAAUAUAUUUCUAUCAUUGAAGACCUGAAGGCCAACGCACCCCCCGAACCUCCCAAAGGCAAAAAGCGAACGCGACUAGAAAAUGCACAUCUCGCGCUCAUAGAUACUCUGGAAAAGCGAAUUGAAGCAAUUGACGUGGAGCUAGCGGAUGAUGAUGGUGCAGAUGAAUACAACUAUCAGGAAGAGGAACGCCAAGAUGAUGAAUACGAAAUGGAAUAUUCCAAUGAUACCAGAAGAGUUCGGGGAGGACCAUCUGUAGGAACGCGACGCUCGACGCGUAAUGCGGCAGCAAAUGCCAACGGCAAACGUGAAGGCUCGUCGGAUUCUGCCCUGUGGCGGGGAGAACGUCGCUCUUCUCGAUUAGGUGGACCCGACAUUUACGCGGAAAUGGAACCGUCACGAAAACGGGCACGUACAGAGGAGAGCACUGCAAGUGCGCAAUCGACGGACGGGGUUUCGUCUGAAACUGUCGGGGUGACGAACGGCAUCAGAGUGAAGACGUCGGGAGCAGCUGCGCUGAAGCCGACGGAAGUGGCAAUGGAACAGAUAGCUGGGAAGAAACGGUCAAAAUUCUGGGUUUAUGCGGUAGAGCCGAUACCCGAGCCCAUUCCUUCUGCGCCAGAUCCACCAAACGAGGAUGAAGGGAUGAAUGAUGGAGGAGGUUCGGCAGAGAUGAACGGAGAGACAAUGAGCAGAGAGAGAAGCGGGUCUUCCCGGAGUCUGCUUCCAUCUAAACCAAAGUUCCGCUUUCGUGGCUGCCUUUACUCCCACCAUGUCCCCGCUCGCCCCCUUUCUACACACAUACAGCACCAUAUACCCGCUUCCGUCGACGACAGGGCCCUCAUAAAUCUCUUCGAUAGACCCUCCUCUUCAUUCAGACUCUCCUCUACCACACCCACUGGUCUUUUCGGCCAUCCUACCCUCACCCAUCCCGCUGCACUUAUAUCCCUUGCCGAUGCAACUCUAGUCCGAGCCCAGCUGUUGACUGCCCGUAUUCUCCGGGCUCGCGAGUCCCGGGAAGAGCUCCUCAAGGUCGUAAAGAACCUGGACAGGCUCAGCGACAUGCUAUGUGGCGUCAUUGACCUCGCUGAACUUGUCCGAAAUGCUCAUCCCGAUAGAGCGUGGGUGGACGCGGCCAAUCACGCGUAUGAAGCCCUCUGCGAGUUUAUGAACGUGCUGAACACAGAGGUUGGGCUCUACGAGGUUCUUAAAGUCGUGUUGUCAGACCCCUCGAUCGUCAAAACACUCACUCCCGAAGCGUACCAGACGGCCCUGAUAUUUUGGCGCGACUUUGAAAAAUCUGCCAUUGAUCUUCCCCCUGCUCAACGCAGCAAGUUUGUCUCCCUCUCUUCCGAUAUCCUGGUUCUCGGUCGACAAUUCCUCGAAGCAGCCAAUGCUCCCCGUGCUCCAGCCACUAUAAAACAUUUAGAUCUCGCCGGACUUAAAGAUAAGGGAAUGGGUGUCCGGUUGCAGCUACAAGCACAAUUCACCAAGCGUGAUUUGCUCGUAUACCCAGGAUCUAUGCAAGCACACAUGAUCAUGCGUUCUGCUCCGGAAGAGGAGCCGAGACGGCGAGUCUACCUAGCUGCCAAUUCCAGCACUCCAGAGCAGAUCGAAGUUUUGGAGGCCCUCUUACGGAAACGAGCCGAACUAGCCCAGUUGGUUGGACGGAAAAGUUUUGCACAUAUGACUCUCGAUGAUAAAAUGGCCAAGACUCCAGAAAAUGUACUCAAUUUUCUUGACGCUCUCCUUGACCACACUCGCCCGUUUGCAAGACGGGCACUGCACACACUAAGCCAGAGAAAACAAGCACACCAUGGACUAUCCUCUCUACCUAUCAUUCAGGCAUGGGAUAGAGACUUUUAUUGCCCACCUGAACCACCUGCACCACCUAUACCAUUACCACCACUAACGCUAGGCACAGUAUUUAUGGGUCUCUCACGCCUAUUUCAACAUCUUUAUGGGAUAUCUCUUCGUCCAGCAGACGCUUCCUCUGGCGAAGUUUGGCAUUCGGACGUACAUAAAUUAGAAGUUGUCGACCAAGACAACGGAGUCAUCGGAUGGAUUUUCGCCGACCUAUUUGCACGGCGGGGUAAGCCAAACGGCGCUGCCCAUUAUACUGUUCGGUGUUCGCGAAGAACGGACGACGAUGACGAGCACAGAGAUGGGACACUGGAAGGUGCCGAGCUACGGAUAAAAGAAUCCCAGGACUUCGAGGCUGUCAAGCGACACCGGCUACCUAACCAGGAUGGUGUAUACCAGUUACCUCUGGUGGUCUUACUUUGCGAAUUUCCUCGGCCGUCACUCGCCAAAGGACCUACAAUACUUGACUGGCAUGAAGUGCUGACUCUAUUCCACGAAAUGGGUCACGCUAUGCAUUCCAUGAUCGGUCGAACAGAAUACCAAAACGUAGCAGGCACCCGCUGCGCAACCGACUUUGUCGAGCUCCCCUCUAUACUAAUGGAACACUUCCUAAACUCACCCACCGUUCUCUCCCUCUUCGACGUCGACGAGACCUCCACUAUCCGCCAAAUCGGAAAUCACCACAACGACCCAUGCCAUUCUAUCGACACCUAUUCCCAGAUACUGCUCGCCGUCGUGGACCAGAUAUACCACUCACCUGACGUGAUCAGCCCUUCGUUUGACUCUACAGCUGCACUGGCACAGUUGCAUGAUACGCGCGGAUUAAUACCCCAUGUUCCUGGGACUUCUUUCCAGACACAGUUUGGCCACCUAUUUGGCUACGGCGCUACUUAUUAUUCAUAUCUCUUCGACCGCGCUAUCGCAUCUAGAGUAUGGCAGAACGUAUUUUCUGGCGAUCCUCUCAGCCGGAGUACUGGCGAAAAGUAUAAGAAUGAGGUGCUACAAUACGGAGGGGGUAGGGAUCCAUGGAAGAUGGUUAGUUCGUUAUUGGAUGCUCCCGAGUUAGAGACUGGAAAUGCAGAGGCUAUGCGUGAAGUGGGAAGAUGGAAAAUUGAAGACGAUGUUGGGCAGCCUGGACGACACUGA